This is a messenger RNA of Labeo rohita (rohu), 888 nucleotides long. Its product is annotated as P2Y purinoceptor 4-like. The transcript has a single exon. Bases 1 to 888 code for a protein of 295 amino acids. Gene Ontology annotation, molecular function: G protein-coupled receptor activity. Lineage: Eukaryota; Metazoa; Chordata; Actinopteri; Cypriniformes; Cyprinidae. The record is from RefSeq and is a predicted model, not a curated record. Gene Ontology annotation, biological process: phospholipase C-activating G protein-coupled receptor signaling pathway; positive regulation of Rho protein signal transduction. Gene Ontology annotation, cellular component: membrane.
AUGCAUGAGUUAUUUCUUGCCAUUGUGGAUAAGUGCAAUGAUGAAUAUUCCUAUGUUCGCUUGCCACUAGGAAUUGUAACUUUUGUGUUGGGCUUCCCAGCUAAUGUGGCUCUGCUGUGGUUGCUGGUGAGGGGCGAGAAAGCUCUAUCACCCUCUGAAAUUUUGGGGCUCAAUCUUGGCGUGCUGAACGUCAUCUUUUGCAUCAGUCUUCCUUUUGAUGUGUACAUUUCUGCGAAUUACAUUCGUACUGGAGAUCUCCUGACCAUUACAGAGGCCAUUUCUAUCCUCAACCUGAUCGGCUGUCCUCUUCUUUUGACCAGUAUGUGUGUGGAGCGCUACCUGGCCGCAGCACAUGCAGUCCUCUACAUGAAACUAGGAAAUAAUUGGGAGUAUCGUGUUGUCUGCUCAGCUUUAAUUUGGAUCGUAACUUUAGGCAUUGCAGUGAUUACCUACCAACAAAGACUUCCUAAAUUAGCCAUGUACUUGUCAAUCACCCUUGAUGCUUUCUUACUGAUAAUGCUGGUGUGUCUAACAGGCAUCGUGCAUGUACUCCGCAAAAAAGGUCCGGGUGAAGGGCAAACGGGUAGAAGAGGGGGGUCAUCUGUAAAAAGCAGAGCACUAAAGAACGCUUUGCUGAUUCUAGUCCCUUCGGUUGUAGUCUAUGGACCUCUCCUGGCUAUCGCCCCUUACAUGUUCACACUAAAGGAUAUGAAUGAAGAAGUUAGUCACACACGCUGUUUAAUCCUGAAUCUGAUGAAUACCAUUCCUAGUCUUGGAACAUGUAUUGGGCCUGUGUUUUACAUGUCCCGUGCAAAACAACUGGGCUGCUGUAAAAAGAAUGCUGAAAAAGAACAAACAACGACUCAAGACCUACAGCAACCAAAGUGA